Saccostrea echinata is the source of this 2316-nucleotide messenger RNA. RefSeq names its product collagen alpha-1(VI) chain-like. The transcript is spliced from 13 exons. NCBI's taxonomy places the organism in Eukaryota, Metazoa, Mollusca, Bivalvia, Ostreida, Ostreidae. The record is from RefSeq and is a predicted model, not a curated record. The coding region runs from base 242 to 1279 and encodes 345 amino acids.
AAAGUGGUGUACUGUUUCGUGACGGGUACGUUAGAUAAUGAACUUCCGCAGGGCGUAGGGCCUUCUGGGAAAUGUGCAUCCGUAAUAAAUGUCACCGAUGGCAUGGCAGAAAAUCUUUGAUACAGUUAAUAAAUGUUUAUUAACAAUUAAUAAAUGCUGAUUUUUAAAAAGCAACAGGCUUAAAUUUGUCAAAAAAUAAUUAAACGUUGCAUUUGCGAGUGCUUUAACACAAGAUGAAAGGAUGGAGAGACUCCGUGAUGAAUUGGAAAUCGCUAAGAUAGCUUUUCAUCUAAAAGUUCUUUACGGCUCUUUUGUUCUUAAUUUUUUCGUGUCCGUUUUUAUGAUUAUUGUACUGUACAAUAGCCAGGAUUGUAACGUAACCCUUGAGAAGGGGACACUUGCAGACCGAAACACGGUUCAGGAUUUACAUGUGACAAAGGGCAUAUACAGUGACAAUACACAGGAUAACCUGAAGUGGGUUCAGCGAUUUCGAAGAUCGUAUUAUUUUCAGAAUCAUAACUGUGAAACAUUUCUUCGAGUUUGCCGGAACUCUCAAGGAGAAUUAUAUUUAUUAAAGGGAGAAAAGGGCGAGAAAGGCAACACUGGCUACGAUGGGACCAGAGGUAAUCCGGGACAAGUUGGGCCGCGGGGAGCUCCAGGAAAUCCUGGACCGACUGGACCCAGAGGACCUAAAGGAGAAGAAGGACUUCCGGGACUUAGAGGUUUACCUGGAGAACGAGGAUCACAGGGAAGAGAAGGCAGGCCUGGUCUUCCCGGAUUGAGAGGAGCCAAAGGAGAUCAAGGGAAACAGGGGCUUCUGGGAUUUCCUGGCGAAAAUGGAAGCAAAGGUCCUCGGGGAGAAAAGGGGGAUAAAGGUGAUGAAGGACCUCGAGGAUUAGAGGGUCCUAUCGGACGUUACGGACCACCAGGGCCCUAUGGACCAAAGGGAAACAAAGGUGACCGGGGACCGACCGGCUCCAGUGGCUAUCCAGGUGAUAAAGGAGAUGUCGGGGAGAAAGGGGAGAGAGGUUACCCCGGAUACCCAGGACCUAUUGGACGACAGGGACCCAAAGGGGAAAAGGGCGAAUGUCAAGUAUUAACUUUCAACGUGGAAAACUUAAAAAUGGAAAAAGACGCUACCAAUCGUCCAGUACGCACUCCACAAAGGGAUACAUACGAGGAAAUGUCAAAUGCUAGAGGACUGAGUGCCGGAACAAAGCCAUUCGUGAUUAAUAUUUAUAUGCUGUAUUUAUUGCUUUUCUUCUGUGCAGUCUGCUGACAUUAAUCUCCCCUAGUUCACCUGUAGAAGUUUUGUGAGAGGAGAGAGAGAUGGAGGACUGGGAUAGUACGGUGUUAUCUUUUUGAUUGUGAUUCCCUGUUUUCCUUCUGAUCACUUACAGAUUACUCACUACCAAAUGUUGUAUAACACGUAUGGCUCGAGUUUUUUUUCAACAGUGCAGUCAGACGUGAUGUUCUUCAAUAUAUACAAUGAAUGUCAAUUCUACCUGCUGCUUCCACCAGCACUUUUGUGAUUGUUGGACAGGUGCAUGCUGUAUUGAUGUGAGAUGGACGUUUCAUGGAUGCGAGAGAUGUAUUGUGAUGUUGGACUGUGCUUGUCAUGUCAAUAUGUGUGAAACUUUCAAUCUAUUAACGUGACAUCAGUGAAUACAUGUACUCUGGAGAUAGAAAUUGUGCAUAAAAUGCUUUUAAUUCAAAGAAAGACUCAUCAUUUAAAAAUAAUGAAAUUCAGUCGAACCUUAUUAUUUCUUUUUUCGAUGGGACCGGGAAAAAUACUUCUUCGAGAUAUUCAAGGACUUCAUGUUAAGCAACAGAACGAAAAAGUCUUUAAAGCUUCCAACUCACUUCGAUGUACUUCCUUGGUAUUCGAAAUAUCGAGAUAACCGAAAUUCAACUGUAUGUGAAAAGGUGAUACAAUAUGGCUGUUUUGAGAUACAUUUGAUAAACAAGUUAUAUGAUAAGGUCAUUAUGAAAUAAGUGUGACAAUAUAAUUGUUAAGUGGUGCAACUGAUAGUUAUACGAUUACUGUACAUAUAUCUAAUAUGUAUAUGUAGAUUUGUGCAUCGGAUUGCGUGUUUUUUUUUUAAAUGACCUGAGUGCAAUUUAGUUUAAAUUUGUUCAGCAGGCAGCUAAGAAAUCAUGUCUCCUGUCAGUUGGCAAUAAGUGAAUUAUAUAUAAUAAAUCAAUAAGUGAAUUAUAUAUAAUAAAUCAAUAAGUGAAUUAUAUAUAAUAAAUCAAUAAGUGAAUUAUAUAUAAUAAAUCAAUUUUUAUUAGGCAUUGUGGGGUGUACUUUAAUAU